Messenger RNA from Nasonia vitripennis (jewel wasp), 1241 nucleotides. RefSeq names its product cathepsin L1-like (gene CtsL4). NCBI's taxonomy places the organism in Eukaryota, Metazoa, Arthropoda, Insecta, Hymenoptera, Pteromalidae. Gene Ontology annotation, cellular component: lysosome. Gene Ontology annotation, molecular function: cysteine-type endopeptidase activity. The transcript has 5 exons. The record is from RefSeq and is a predicted model, not a curated record. Bases 27 to 1187 code for a protein of 386 amino acids.
UUUUCGCAACGCUUGCAUCGCGAGAAAUGCACCGAGUCAGCGGAACCGCGCUUCCUCGCGUUGCUCGUUAUGCAACGAUGGCACAACUGAAAACAAUCGGAUCCCGAGGAGCUGGACUGCGAGCGUCAAGCGGGUUCAUUGAUGCUCGAAGUUCGACGACGAUGGGCUUGCUCAUCUGGUGGUUCCUGCUGUGUCUCGGACUUGCCGGGGCCAAACUGCCCGAGGAGGUGUCCUCUCGGCUGGACGAGUACUGGCAUCUGUACAAGAUGCGACACAACAAGACCUACACCGGGACGCUGGAGGCCGUGCGCCGCGAGGCCUGGGAGGACAAUCUGCUCAAGAUCUACGAGCACAAUCUGCUGGCCGCUGCCGGACACCACGAGUACAUUCUCAGGGACAAUCACAUCGCCGACCUCAGCACUUCCUCGUACAUGCGCGAGCUGGUGAAACUCGUUCCGAGCCGUCGACGUCGCCUCGACGACGACGAGAUGGUGGCGGCGGUGCUGCACGACCCUCGCCGCAUCCCCAAGUCCCUGGACUGGCGGGAGAAGGGCUUUGUGACCAAGCCGGAGAACCAGCGCGACUGCGGCAGCUGCUACGCCUACAGCAUCGCGGGAAGCAUAGCCGGACAGAUCUUUCGGCAGACCGGCAUCGUCGUGCCCCUGAGCGAGCAGCAGCUCGUCGACUGCAGCACGCAGACUGGAAAUCUGGGCUGCUCCGGGGGAUCGCUCAGGAACACGCUGAGGUACCUCGAGAGGUCCAAGGGACUCAUGACCGACGCCACUUAUCCCUACACCGCUCACUCUGGAUGUACGCGCGCCUCGCAAAAGCAAGGCGUAUGCAAGUUUCAGCGGAAGCUGAGCGUCGUGAACGUCACGUCCUGGGCGAUCCUGCCGGCGCGCGACGAGCGAGCCCUCGAGGCUGCGGUGGCCACCAUCGGGCCGAUCGCUGCGUCCAUCAAUGCCGGUCCCCGGACCUUCCAGCUCUACCACUCCGGAAUCUACGACGACCCGACCUGCAGUUCCGACCUGGUGAAUCACGCGAUGCUGAUCGUCGGCUACACGCCCAACUACUGGAUCCUGAAAAACUGGUGGGGAGCCAGUUGGGGAGAGAACGGUUACAUGAGGCUCAGGAAGGGGAAGAACCGCUGCGGCGUCGCCAACUACGCCGCCUACGCCAAAGUCUGACACGUUCGUUUGUAUCUUUUGUACGACUGUUUGAAGAAAAAUAUGCAGAAAUUA